CUUUCUUCUCCUCAGAUUCCAUUAACCUUCAAAAAAGUUUUCAUAUACAUUUCUCUCUGCUUAAAAACAGAGCUUUCUUUGCACAGCAUUGCAGAUUUAAUAGAUUAAAUGGGGAGACACUCUUGCUGUUACAAACAAAAGCUGAGGAAAGGGCUUUGGUCUCCUGAUGAAGACGAGAAGCUUCUCAAUCACAUCACCAGGCAUGGACAUGGUUGCUGGAGCUCUGUCCCUAAACUCGCUGGUUUACAGAGAUGUGGAAAGAGUUGUAGAUUGAGAUGGAUUAAUUACUUGAGACCUGAUUUAAAAAGAGGAGCUUUUUCUCCUGAGGAAGAGAAUCUCAUCGUCGAGCUUCACUCUGUCCUCGGAAACAGAUGGUCACAGAUUGCGGCUAGACUACCGGGAAGAACCGACAACGAGAUCAAGAAUCUAUGGAACUCAAGCAUAAAGAAGAAACUGAAACAAAGAGGCAUUGACCCAAACACACACAAACCCAUCUCCGAAGUUGAGAAAGACAAACCAACAAGAAGCAGCAACGACCACAACAAGUCUCCUAGUUCCUCUGCUGCAACUAACCAUGACUUCUUCCUCGAAAAGCCAUCUGAUUUCUCCGAUUACUUCGGUCUUCAGAAGCUUAACUUCAACUCCAACCUUUCUCUUUGUACCAUGGUUCCGGAGCCGUUUAGCCCCGGAAACAUGGUUGGUUCUGCUUUUCAGGCUCCGGUUUGCGUGAAGCCUUCAAUUAGUCUCCCUCAGGACAACAGUUCGAGUUCUGUCUCAGGAGGACCUAACUGGGAGUUUCAGACAAACAACACCUUCGACAAUGGUGGAUUCUCAUGGUCAAUCCCUUCUUCUUCAGUAGUUAAACCUAAUCACAACUUUGAAGAGAUUAAAUGGUCAGAGUAUUUGAACACACCCUUCUUCAAUGGAAGCACAGUACAGAGUCAAAACUCUCAACAGAUCUUCAUCAAAUCAGAGGCUGAUUACUUAGGCAAGGUUUCAAACGUGACAGAUCCUUGGAGCCAAAGCCAGAAUGAGAAUCCAGCUACACCUGAAGCUAGUGACGUGUUCUCCAAGGAUCUUCAGAGAAUGGCUGUCUCUUUUGGUCAGUCUCUUUAGCUUAUCUUUUUUUUUUUCUUAAUUCUAACAGAUGUAUAGAACAAAAAACAUAUACCAUAUACGUAGAGUGGAGUUUUAAGUGUUCUGUAUAUUCAUGGGGGUAAAAAAAAAUUGAGCUGUCUUUUAUUUUUUUUAAGUGUGUUUUAAACGUCAGAGAUUCUUCUAUCUUAUGCAAACCUUUCAGUUUCAUAG
Eruca vesicaria subsp. sativa (arugula) is the source of this 1308-nucleotide messenger RNA. The record is from the annotation of a GenBank genome assembly. Lineage: Eukaryota; Viridiplantae; Streptophyta; Magnoliopsida; Brassicales; Brassicaceae.